Brugia pahangi is the source of this 840-nucleotide messenger RNA. Lineage: Eukaryota; Metazoa; Nematoda; Chromadorea; Rhabditida; Onchocercidae. The record is from the annotation of a GenBank genome assembly.
AUGUUUGCAAAUGUGAAAGUGAUGAUCUCAUUUCAUGAAGAAUUUAUCACGAAAGUUGAUAGGGGCUAUGAAAUUAGCUGUUUCUAUAUGGAAGCAGAUAAAACGGUAACAUAUCCAUUGACAGUAUCAAUGAAAUCGUUGGAACCGUUCACAGAACUGGCAGAAAUGCCACGAUGUCAUUACGAAGUAGUGGAUCCGAUUUCCAUGGAACCAUUGUCGGUAGUUUCUGUUGGCAGCAAAUUGCUUCAUAAAUGGAAAUGUGAUUCCACUUCUACGAACCUAUGGUGUAUGACAGUUCAUUCAUGCUUUGUUGAAGAUGGAUCUGGUACGCAAUUUGUUAUUCUCAAUGAGGAUGGAUGCGCAAUCGAUCGAUACCUGUUGGAUAAUCUAGAAUAUGGCCCGAAUGAAUUAGAAGCGCAAAAAGAAGCACAUGCUUUCAAAUUUGCAGAUAAAGUGGUAGUGAACUUUCAGUGCUCAGUCAGAUUGGAUAUUCGGGAUGGCGAGUGUCCAAAGCCACGAUGUCGAGACUUGAGCAAUCAAAAAAAAGCAGUAAGACGACGAGCAUUGCCGGAUCUGCCGCUAGCCUUGAACUUAACUGACCGUAUGGCUGAAGUAGACGUCCGUUCCCAACAGCUCGACGUACUGGACACUCAGCUAGAUUUCGGCGUUUCACCCAGUAACCCUCGAAUAGCCGCACAGAUUCGUCGACUGCAAAGGCCGCAAGGUGACUGUAUCAGUAUGACAUCAGCAGUCUUAGGUGUUUCAUUUUGCGCAUCGGUGAUGCUUGUGUUAGUGGUUCAUAUCGUAUAUCUUUACAGAAGGAUACAACUUAAACGAUAG